AUGAUAUCUACAUUACCCUGGACAUAUUGGUUUCUGUUAUUUCUAGCAGUGUUAACAGUGGUACGAUCACCGUUUGUAGAGGCAAAUAAGAAGCAUGUCAAUGAUCGGAUGCGGGUAGUGUGUUCUGGUAUGUAUUCCAAAGAAGCUAGAGGAGGAAAAGUUGAUCCAUUCAUUGGAUUUGAUUUAGAGAAAUUAUAUCCAACACAACACGACUAUGAGCCUGGUGUCAUUGCUGUAAUAUAUGAUUUUAGGGACUACCAACAUAUUGGUAUUGAAUUACCCAAUGGUGAAGUACAAUAUGUGUGCGAUGAAUACUCGAUUGGCAAAGGUCUCUGUAAAGAAAGUCAAUUGAAUCAUUUCAUUAUUCAAGAUGUAAUAUAUGAUCCGUUUUCGGACUCCACUAAGGGCUUGAGCAAUGAAGUUCUAACAUUUUCGCAUAAUUACUUGGGGAAACACCAAUCGGUGUAUCCUGUUAUGAAGACCGGGUAUUAUUGUGUUAGAACAGCUACUAUAUCAUCAUCAAUCAGAUUUGAUGUGGCAAUUAAUUUCAGAAAUGCCUUUGGUAAAAUAGAUGCAGCUGAGAUUGAUAAUAUUAGACUAUAUGGCUGGCUCUCCUUGGGAUACCUGGUGAGUAUGUCUAUGUACUUUUUCCAGCUCUGGAAAAACAAGGAUGACUUAUUACCGCUACAUCGAUAUAUUAUGAUUUUCUUCUCUUUUCUAACCAUAGAAACUGUGUCAAUUUGGAUAUAUUAUCUGUUAAAGAAUGAAAAAGGUAAUAUAACUCCAACAAAAGUGUACAUGGUGUUUAUUUCACUAAUGAGUGCCGGAAAAGCUUCUUUUACAUACUUCCUUCUUCUGAUCAUUGCAUUGGGAUACGGCAUCGUUUAUGCGCGUUUGAAUAAAACAUUAGUCAACCGCUGUCGAGCAUUUGCAAUUUUGAAUUUUUUCUUAUACUCUGCCUACCUAAUACAAAGUUAUGCCCAAAACCCAGAGUCGACCUCAAUCACAAUUUUAAUCACCGCAGUGCCGACUGUUUUACUAAUGUUUGUAUUUUUUUUCCUAAUUCUAAGGGCGAUUACAAAAACAACUUCAUAUUUGAAAGGUCAGAGACAGACGUAUAAACUAUCUGUCUAUAAUAGAUUACUAAUUGUGAUCUAUGCAACAUUAGUGUGCAUAUUUAUUGGUCUGAUUUUAUGUGCAUUUGCCUACCUAGGUAUGAAUGCAAUCGAAAUAAUUGAGAAGCAUUGGAUGAUAAGAUUUUACUUGACUGAUUUUUGGCCAUCUUUAGUUUACUUUUUUGCUUUCAUAUCAUUUGCAUAUAUAUGGAGACCUACGGGUACAACAUUCAUGUUAACCACUUCACAGCAGCAGCCGGAGGAGCUCGAGAACGUUAUGGGACUGGAAAUGGAUGAUUUGGACGAAUUCAGUGAUGAAUUUGACAUGGAUGAUUAUGCUGAAUCAGAAACAUCGGAGCAUCGUGUUCAUGGUAUUAAUGAGGCUGAAAGGCAAAACAUUGAUGACAUUUUUGCUAAUAAUGAGCCAAAUAUGGAUGAUGUAUUUAGCGAUCAAAACGAGCUUCAGGAUACGGAUGUAAUCUCUAAUUUCUCCGGUCACAAUUCAGAUGAAGAUUUGGUUCCCAACGCAUCAAAUACCAAACAAUCUAUUAAUGAUAUUGCUAACCCAAAAACUCGGAAAUGA
Nakaseomyces glabratus is the source of this 1698-nucleotide messenger RNA. RefSeq lists its product as uncharacterized. NCBI's taxonomy places the organism in Eukaryota, Fungi, Ascomycota, Saccharomycetes, Saccharomycetales, Saccharomycetaceae. The record is from RefSeq and is a predicted model, not a curated record. Gene Ontology annotation, cellular component: Golgi apparatus; membrane. Gene Ontology annotation, biological process: retrograde transport, endosome to Golgi.